AUGGCCAAGAACAAAUUAAGGGGGCAGAAGUCCAGGAACGUAUUUCACAUUGCCAGACACAACAACUUUAAGGCUAAAAACAAAGCAAAGCCAGUUACCACUAACCUGUCUUCUUUAAAUAUACAUUAUGAAUGAUGAAAAGUUAACAAUGUGAAUAAAGCAUUUGUAAAUAUACAAAAGGAACUAGAGAACUUCUCAAAAGCCCUUUCUCUUGAACCUCUGCAAAAAGAACCAAUUCCUCAGAAACAUCACGAAAGCAAAGCAGUUAAUGUUGAUGAAGCUGUAAUACAGUUGUGA
Mandrillus leucophaeus (drill) is the source of this 297-nucleotide messenger RNA. RefSeq lists its product as uncharacterized. Gene Ontology annotation, cellular component: nucleolus. The transcript has 2 exons. NCBI's taxonomy places the organism in Eukaryota, Metazoa, Chordata, Mammalia, Primates, Cercopithecidae. Gene Ontology annotation, biological process: ribosome biogenesis. The record is from RefSeq and is a predicted model, not a curated record.